Messenger RNA from Giardia duodenalis, 1569 nucleotides. Its product is annotated as Cathepsin L. Bases 1 to 1569 code for a protein of 522 amino acids. NCBI's taxonomy places the organism in Eukaryota, Fornicata, Diplomonadida, Hexamitidae. The transcript has a single exon. The record is from RefSeq and is a predicted model, not a curated record. Gene Ontology annotation, cellular component: lysosome. Gene Ontology annotation, molecular function: cysteine-type endopeptidase activity.
AUGGUGUCGAUGCUUUGUGCCACAACAAUCUUUUGGCUAGGAGUUUCCUUUGCUCGCGUCGAAAAUAUCGAUAGUCUACGCGGGGAUGCUACCCUCUUUGACGAGUUUAACGCACACUUUGCCCACUUCUACAGGUCCGCUGAGGAGUAUGAGACGGCGCUGGAGCACUUUCGCAAGAAUCUGGCUCUUCUUGGGGCUGGCCACGCGCAGAACCUCAGUCACCUCCGCAACAUUCUCGAGCGCACAGAGGGGUCAGUUAAAUACGGCCUCAACCCCACUCUUAACCGCGAUAUCAGCCAGAAUGGGUACGUGCCGAUUGAUCCUGCUGACAUGAUUGAUCUAAGCACCCCCUGGCGCCGGUUCUCCUUCUCGGUCAAGCGGCUCUUGCUCAAACUUAGUCGCUCUACUUCUGCGAACUCUCAGAGGAGUAACUAUGAUUGCAAGACAUUUGCCUUCUCUCGCAAGAAUCCCCUGACUACACUGUCUUCUCUCCCCCCAUCUGUCGACUUGCGAGAACUCGGCUUGAUCGAUCUAGCUAGAGAUCAGGGUUCUUGUGGCUGCUGCUGGGCAAUGGCUUCUGCUGCGUUCUAUGAAAUAUCGGUCCGACUGACCAGAAAUUACUUUCAGUCAGACUCCACCAUUGACGAUGCCUUCAAGGACCCUCACUUCAAGGCUUCAGAGCAGUACAUCAUGAACAGGUCAUAUCCAGCCAAUCAUUAUUGCGAAGGUGGUAAUUAUCUAAGAGUUUCUCGUGACUAUGCUAACCAACAAGGGUUAGAUACGCUUGAGUCGUUGACCAACUUUCCCUUAACCGCCGUUAAUUUAUCCGCUAAUCCUUCUAGCAUAGAGAACAGCACAUCAAUGAAGGUUAAAAAAGCGUUUCUUCCUGGUAACAUAGUACCUGCGGCUAAUUGUCAGACAGCUCUUAUUCGUGUUUAUGACAAAUAUCUCGAGAAGAAUAGCUUUAAGAACGCCGUUAAGGUUGCAAAGUCUCUCCUUGCACGCGGAAUCCCCAUUGUCAUUACUGUGAACACUAUUUCUAAUGGAAAAGAAGAAACUGAAGCGAUUCUACAUACUUACAAGUCAGGCAUUCUUGAUGUUCCUUGCAAAAAUACGACUAUAGAUCAUCAAGUAACGAUAGUAGGGUACGGAAAACGGAACGGAAUUGACGUCUGGAUCGUUCGCAACUCCUGGGGCGAUGACUGGGGCAGCAAAGGCCACUUCUACGCUCCAAUCGGGAAGAACUCACUGUGCACCGAACAGGAACUGUACUCAGAAAUACCAAAGUAUUUCCCCUUAAAAGGAAAAGACGCGAAUCAAUUGUAUGCCAAUAGAGCACCCACACUUGAAGACAACGUCUGGACUGACAUUCUUCAGCGAGGGAAUGAGCAUGCUUUGGAUGUUGACCCCCCUCAGACAUCUAGCUUCCUCAGGAGCAAUGGUAUCAUAGUUGUAUUUGUACUUAUUCCGAUUCUGGUUGCAGUGAUUGCUUUGGUGUCCUACAUAUUUUGCUGUGGGAAAAAGAAGGACCGCUCACGGAAAAGUGAAAAUACGUCACUGCAUCCAUAA